AUGGAACGGGUCGGCAAUGACUUGGAGACAUUUUUGAUGAACUUCUCGCACACAGAACAACCCUCCAUUGAGUACAAGACGUACAUGUCCAUCUACAAAGAUUGUACACGAAAAGACGUCACUAAAGUUGUGGAUGCACACUUCGCUUUUUUUAAAAAAGAGAGAGCACCAGAAACUCGCUUUGUACUUUCGCAGUUCAGAACUGUCGUUUUGACAAGUGACGUAUUUCUACAAAAACAACCCUCCUUCCAUUCAUCUGUUUUAGACAGACUCAUUGCAGUCUGGGUCAAGUCCAAAGAAAACGUGUUAAUAUCCGAUUUCCAAGCGACUAUUGAAGUCGUUAUAGCCAUAUUGCAUUCCGAGAGUGUUUUUUGUUCUAAAAUCUACCCUGUUCUCCACCAACAGUUUUGCGCCGAACAGCAAAACAAACGCAUUUCAGCACUUCAAAUAUUUUCCUUCGCUAUUACAAAGUGUUUGAGUUACCAUUUUUCCAACAACAUGGCUCUCCACAAAACAUUGGUAUAUUUACAGAAGAGUGGACACAAACAGAUGCCAGAACUGGUAUUUUUCUCGAUCAAAUUUCUCGAUGUGCUGGCCACGAAGUUGGUUUUGUCGCCAAAAUUUGUUUCUUUAAUUCCAAAUUAUCUCAACUUAAUUUCACAAUGUUUCAAACCCUCAACACCACUCAUCCUCCAACACACUGUUUUUAAUUCAUUGAGCGAGAUUAAAAACUCCGAUUCGGAUUUGUUUAGACUUAACACCCAAACCAUUGUCACAUUCAGUGUCACCAUUGCAGGUAACGAAAACUUCAGUUACUCCACGGUCGAAAAAGCCAUUUCGCUGAUUAUGUGUUGUAUCAACAUUUCUCCAAAACUUCUUGAAACGAACAAAACUCUCGGGCAACAGUUGUUAGAAAGCUACAUUCUCAUUAUGAAGAAAGUCCCCAAAUACACCGAGGAGUGGCUUUGUAAUAAAGACGAAGGGGAGGUUUGUCCCUUUUUAAAACUGCAUACAGACACGUUCGGCUUGGUGGUUGACAAGGUUGGUGUAUCUCAAGUCUUUUCAAAGUUGAAGAUGUUGGUAAAGAAUGCUUCGGGUUGGUCCGAUCGUCAGGUCAUUCUGCAAAUGAUCAACGGCAUAUUAAAUUCCAACGUUGUUCUUAAGAAGUACUACAAGGGUUUGGUGGAGAUAACAUUACCGAUGUGUACCGACGAAGUCGUGCGGAAUCGUCAGGACGCGAUGAUCAUCAUGCAGAGGAUCUUUCGAAACGAUUGCAACCACGAUGACUAUCUCUCCGAGUACAUAAGGGUUGGGUAUCUUGCUUUACAUGAUACUGUUGCUCGGAUGAAGCAAAGAGGAUGCAACCACCUCAUGUCCCUUUUGGAUUGUGAUGUUCCACUUACGGAUGAUUUGUUUUACAUCUUAAUAACCAAUAUUCUCGACGCUCUUCAAUCAACUCGUUCCGACAUUGUGAUUAAUGGAUGUAUGGAUGUUCUCACAAAAUUAUUAAAAUACAAAUUACUCAAAAACUGUAAUAGUUUAUUAAUGGUUACAAUUACUAACAUCAUGAGAGAGGCGGAACCGUGUCAUUCUUCAUGUACAAUAAGGUGCAUGAUUAUCAACUUUCUUGUGGUAUUUGCGUCUACAUACAAAUCACAAGAGGCUCAGUGUCAGGCAAUUUUGGUUGAAUCAAUGGAGUGGAUAUUAACUGUCAAGGGCGUUGAAUACUGGUCGCCGUGUUUUGAGAUUUUGGAAAUUGCCACAACAUACUUCAUGAAAAACUCAAAACGCAUCUCGUCAAAUAUGAUUGACAGAAUGAUUUGCAAUCUCGCACUCAUCGAGGCGGAACGAGCAAAAAUAAAGGAGCAGUUUUUUGAGGACGAUUACGAGCAAAGUGUGCUCUCAGAGUUCUCGUCGGACCCGAGCGAAUUACAUUCGCGGUGCAACGUUAUGACCGGCGAAAAUUUCAAAGUGUACGCUUCACGCGACAAAGAAAAGAAAAACAUGUUUAACUUUGUUGUAAAGUUUGUUAGAAAGAACGAGGCCAGAGUCAAGAAGUAUAUUUCCUCGUUUUUUAUGGUGAUGAUUAUUGGGUUGGAUAACGUUAAUGCCGACGCAAGAAUGCAGCCAAUAGCCGUUUUGGGGCAUUGGCUUGAUAAGUACUGGAAUGUAUGUCAAAACAAGCCUGAAGUUGUCAACGGGAUAGUCGCCAAUUGUAUGAUGCACAUGGGCCAAGAAGUAGCGGUAAAUGAGAGAAUACAAAUGAUCAAUUUGGUGACAAAAGCUCUUGAAAAGGGGCCGGAAAACAUUUUGACCGAAAAAACCGUUGAACAAGUGUUUGAUGAUAUUUAUUGUAUGUUGAACGAUAUGAUAGACGAGAAGGAAAAUGGGUUUAAGAAAUACACGGACUGUUUCAUUAAGAAAAUUCCAUUGGAAGAGUUUGUGUUGACCACACUCAUCCCGUUCUUCAAAAUGCUCUUUUUGAAGUGCAAUUUGUUGUACGCAAAGUACGCCAAAAAGACUAUAAAAUAUACAGUAAUGAACUAUUGCAAUUUGACAGAACAACCAGGGGCCUGUGAUUUGGAUCCGUUGAUGGUGUAUAUCGGAAGUAAUUUGUCCUUGGCAGAAAUUGUAGACCACGAAAUGCUGGGGAACUUUGUUAUUAAAGCGAUCGAGAAAACAAACGACGAACAAGCACUGAACGUAUACUUAACAACUUUGUCUGGUGUGUUGUACAAAUACACAAUGAAGAGUAUCUCUUAUGACAUGAAAGCAAAAUUGGAACAAAUUAUGGGCUCGAGAAAUGGAAAUCAGAAAAACAAAACGUAUGCGGCGGUUAUAUAUGGCAUCGCGAUGGUUGAUUGCUCGAGCAUUUUUACGAUUGAAAAUGCGUAUAUGUGGCUAUCACAACAACCCCUUGUCGACCAUCCAUGUCACAACCUCAAGGUGUUUUGUUUGCUUCUUCAAAAAACUUUUAUCACUUAUACGGAAAAGGUGUUAAAAAUCUUUUGCUCGAUGUUGGUGCGAUACCUUGUGCCUGAAAACAGAAAUCUUAUUUCAAAAGAUGUGUUACGUAUGGUGAAAGACACAUUCGACAAUUGGUCCACCACAAAUCCACAAAUGAUCUCCUCUGUGAUUAGUUCUCUUUCAUUACAAGACCAGUCGAAAAUCACCUCGCUGGAGAAUUGGUUGAAAUGA
Molecule: messenger RNA, 3198 nt
Organism: Entamoeba invadens IP1
Lineage: Eukaryota; Evosea; Mastigamoebida; Endamoebidae
Exons: 2
Coding region: 1-3198 (1065 amino acids)
Source: RefSeq, a predicted model, not a curated record